AUGGCUGAACCCGGCGGCGGCCUCCCACUUACGACACGAGAGCAUCACCACAUGACGGACCUCACGAUGGACCAAUACGAGGAGGCGGAUGUCUUAAAGGAUCGACUCCUGGCAUGCCUACGGGAUCUUCAGCAUGUCCUGGAUCAAGGUCGCCAUGCAGCUCAGGAUGUCACGAAUGACGUGAAGGCACGUGCCCUACAACUGGCCCGCGAGGAGUUGACUGGGAAACAGCUCCACGUGAGUUGUAACAGCGACGAAGAUUUGUGGACGGAGCUUUGGAAGCUUCUCUUCGAGCUGCAGCGACCUGCCGAGCCCCAGGCAACGCAGGAGAGGAAGCCUGAGGCGAUCGACCUCCCCACUUUGAAGUUUACUGUGGAAGUGACAGGGGGAUCGAAAGGCGCAACCUUGGAAAGCAUUAAGACGACAGUCAGCUACGGCCUGAAAGUUGUGCGCAUCCUGCACCAGAGCAGGAGUGACAAGAACGGCAAAACCUUGCACGUUGUUGACUUUCCUGGUAGAGCCGAGCCCCUCAACGACGGAGACGAGUGCUGGGUGCUGCCACUGCUUGAAGAUGAUGUUGACAUUUCCGAUCGCUGCAACUGUCAAAAGAAGAUUGACGGAGCCUUCGAACACUUGUAUACCGUCGACCCAGACAACUCGCUCGCGAGUGUGCGAAUCGCUGCUUUCGAUCCAAGGCAGCACAGAAAAGACGAGGGCCGUUGCACGGCCUUCAACCUGGCAGCUUUUUCCAAGAAAUACAGCAAAGACGGGGAGCUGUUCCUGGACAAGCUACCGCUGCGCUUGGAAGAAGUUCCAGACGCUUUUGCACCGGCGGCUGUCUGCACUGAAGAGGUUGCAGAUGCAUUGCUCAUGCACGUCAAUGGCCUCAAGGAGGAUGAGUCCACCACAGCGUCCACAAUCCUCCGAAAAGUUCAGGAACUUCAAAAGCAGCUGGAGGAGGAGAAGAAGGAGCACAAGCAGGAGCAGGAGCAGCUUCAGGAGCAGCAGCAGCAGCAUCAGCAGCAGCAGCAUCAGCAUCAGCACGACCAGCAACGCAUCUCCAACGAGACCUUUCUUCAUCCCUUGAACGAGCUAAUCGCGAAGACCGUGGUCCGUGGCAUAGACAAGGAGUUGGACGGCGUACUCGAAGAACUCAACUGGAAGUGGAGUGAAAGCAGCUUCUCGAAAACACCACAGAUGGACGAGCUCAAGCAAAAGCUGCGAAAAUGUCUCACCUUCACUACGACACGUGAAGACUUCCUUGACUUCCAGGAGGAUUCAGCAGCAACAGCAAGUGGCCGGGAGCUGAAGCUGCAACUGAGGUAUAUGAACAUGCGCAACAAGUACAACAUCAGUCCAGUGGGGGUGAUCCACAACGGGAGCGGUUUGACAGGUUUGUGGGAGAUCCCUGAGCGAUGGACAACCGUCGUGUUCCCGCGCGAUCGAAUCGUGUUUUUGGAACCCCCUCACCUGCUCAGCCAUGCCUUCAAGCAGAAGAUUUCCUCGCUCAUGCACGACGACCUUCCUAAAGUGGAGAAGCGGGUUACAGUGGACCAUGAACUCGGCCAGCCAGGAUCACCUCGAUCAUUGCUCAAAAGACUGAAGACAGCAAAAGACACUGUGCUGGAAAAGUGUGGUGGCCUGAAGCCGGCGGAAACGCGACGUAGUCAGAAAAGGAAGCAGAAGGCGGGAGAUAACCAGAUGCCCAUGGCACCUGAACCAGCGGAGGAAGCUAGGGACCACCACGGUUCCUGA
Molecule: messenger RNA, 1755 nt
Organism: Symbiodinium sp. CCMP2592
Lineage: Eukaryota; Dinophyceae; Suessiales; Symbiodiniaceae
Source: the annotation of a GenBank genome assembly